AUGAUUCUCACGGCCGCUGCUGGGCAUCUCUGGUGCGGACAGCCAGACCUUGCCUCAUCCGACCAGCCUCCGUGCGGGGGAGAGGGCUGGGAUCCUCCUCUCGAGGCCAGGACCCAUGAGGUUGUGCCAGAUAUGGAGAUUGGCACCGACUUCCUUCGCCUCUCCCGAGAGAUUAUGCACCCCCGACCCCAGCAAUCGACGGCCGCUGGCCAUCUUGAGGCUUGCCCUCAUACCCCCGUAGGUGUUGUGGGUUUUCCUCCAGUUUGCCUGCAGGACAGCAUGUUCAUCCAGCAUGCUCGGUGA
Messenger RNA from Clonostachys byssicola, 303 nucleotides. The record is from the annotation of a GenBank genome assembly. NCBI's taxonomy places the organism in Eukaryota, Fungi, Ascomycota, Sordariomycetes, Hypocreales, Bionectriaceae.